Neomonachus schauinslandi (Hawaiian monk seal) is the source of this 1242-nucleotide messenger RNA. It is a transcript of the gene SOD1, whose product is annotated as superoxide dismutase 1. The coding region runs from base 156 to 551 and encodes 131 amino acids. Gene Ontology annotation, cellular component: nucleus; peroxisome; cytosol. Gene Ontology annotation, biological process: removal of superoxide radicals. The transcript has 4 exons. The record is from RefSeq and is a predicted model, not a curated record. Gene Ontology annotation, molecular function: superoxide dismutase activity; copper ion binding. Lineage: Eukaryota; Metazoa; Chordata; Mammalia; Carnivora; Phocidae.
GGGGCGCGGAGCUCCGGCCUAUAAGGGCGCGCGGCGCGACCACCUCGGUUUGCGUCGGCGUCUUCUGCGGCGUCCUCCGCUGUCUUCGGAGUCCUCACAGCCUUCGGAGUCCUCACAGCCUUCGGAAGCCGGACCGGAGCGCGGCCUCGCGAGUCAUGGAGAUGAAGGCCGUGUGCGUGCUGAAGGGCCAGGGCCCGGUGGAGGGCACCAUCCACUUCGUGCAGAAGGGAAAUGGGCCUGUUGUGGUGUCAGGAACCAUUACAGGAUUGACUGAAGGCGAGCAUGGAUUUCACGUCCAUCAAUUUGGAGAUAAUACUCAAGGCUGUACCAGUGCAGGUCCUCACUUUAAUCCUCUAUCCAAAAAACACGGUGGGCCAAAAGAUCAAGAGAGGCAUGUUGGAGACCUGGGCAAUGUGACUGCUGGCAAGGAUGGUGUGGCCACCGUGUCCUUGGAAGAUUCUCUGAUCGCACUCUCAGGAGACCAUUCCAUCAUUGGCCGCACAAUGGUGGUGAGUUUUCAUAUGCUAGGAUAUGCGUACCAUUUCUUCUAAUACACAGACAUGUAUCUUUUCACGAGUUCAUGAUUAUUAAUCCUGGUUUCUAAGGAUCCAUGUACAUUGUACCUUUAGUUCAGAUUAGGAAAAGCAAUUACUUUAUAUGAUGAUUACAGUGAAGGUGAAUUAAUGAUGUAGGUGGUUAUGACACUCUUCUGUGGAACUGUGGUCGUUAAGUAGGUUACAUUUGGUCAUAUUAGAUGUGUACUGUGGAAACAGCAGUAGUCUUUGUCUAGUUUUAAAAUGGCCAGAUUUUCCUGCCACAAUUGAGUGUCCCCCUUGUAGUUAAACAGAACAUUUUGUUAAGUCUAAAAUCUGAGACGGACCUCAGCGUUAGUAUUUAUUCAUGUCUGCAGGUCACCAUCACUUGUUUAACGUGUGGGAAACGAUUGCCCUGAGUUACCCACGGGAGCUGCAUCUGGUUCUCGCAGACACCAAGUAGCGUAGGCUCUGUGUUGCCUGCCCCAGAGGACAGUUAACGUUCUGUAGUCCUUUCCUUCCAGGUGACCCUAGAGUUUUCUUCAGCUAUAGUUGCGAAGCAGAAAAAUCAUUGAUCAAUGUUUGAGGAGCCAAAUCUAAAAUACUAUUUAAAUAGUUGAAGAUACUUCUUAUUUACAGACUCAUAGUUCAUGAGGCACAUUUUUGAAUUUCUUUAGAAAUUCACUUUCAUUCCCCCCCCCCCUUUUUU